GCUUCUCCUAAGAAGCAUCAGCAUCAUGUCAUUUAUAGAACCCUUUAUGAAUAUUAUCUUCACAAAGUAGAUAUUAUCCCCAUUUUACAGAUAAGGAAACUGAGGCAGAGAUGCACUGACUUGUCCAGUCACAGAACUGAGGAGUUUCUGAAAUAAUUAGUUGUCAAGCAGACGCUGACCAGUGUCGGGAGUGAGAGUUGCCUCCCUCCGGAGUUGUCUACACUUGGGAAAUGCAACAACAAAAACAGCAAGGGGUGCAAUGUGAUAGCAGCUACUUACAAGCUUAGCAGCAGCUUGGGGAAAUGAAAGGAAGGCCACACUGGGAGUCAGGAGCACACAAGGCCUGCCCCCAACCGACGCAUGAGCCACCCGGGACUCUGAGACCGCGUCCUUCCCCUCCCACCCCAAGCCCACCAGUGCCUCUGUGAAGGGGCUUUUCCACACUGGGAGUUUCCUGCCUCCAUGAAAUUAUAGCUCUGGACCCAAAAAUGUAUUUGUUGUGAUGAUAAAGAAUUAAUGCUAUCUACCACUUGUCACUGUUGCUGUCUGGCGGCUAUAAUUGCUCCUUGAUUGGUUAGCUGUAAGUGCCUGGGAAGGGGGUCCUUUAGAGGAAAUGAUAAAGGAAGGGAGGUAUACAGAGAAAGAGUUCCAGUGUCUAAGGCAGAAAGGGGGCAGGCUGGGCUGGAGCAGUGGGGAGGGCAAUGUCCUUGGGACCCCGGGGCUCAGGGAAUGCUGGGAGGGAUCCUCACUCCCUCAUCUUCCCCCAGCUCCAUGAAGGCAAGCGGGGAGUCCGACUCUGCCCCAGGAGAUGGGGCCGUCCCCUCUGCCAGCCUUCCUGGGAGCCGGGCCCCGACCUGCACCCGUUGCCGCAACCAUGGUCUCGCUGCCCCCCUCAAGGACCACAAGCACCUGUGCCUCUUCCGGGCCUGUGAGUGCCAGAAAUGCGCCCUCCUCCUGGAACGAAGGCGAAGGCGUGUCAGGGCUGCCCACCUGGCUCUGCAGAGACUGCAGGAGUCCCAGGGCCUGCCCAGAGAUGGGGGGGCCCACUGUGAAAAGGGGACCCCUGGGUCUCACGCUCAGCUGGGCCAAAGCCGGCUUGAUAAAGCUUGCCUGGACACUGGAAGGGCCAGCUACAGGUGGAGAGUCCUGGGGCUGCUGGGUAGGGAGUCUCAUCAUGGGGCAGGAGAGCAGUCGUCUCCUAUAGGCAUUUCCUGUCAUUCUCAGCUGAAGGAGAAGGGGGGGCCCCAGCCGGGGGGGACCCUCCGAGGAGCUCCCCUGACUGUGCUGAUGUCCUUUGAAACGGAGAGCGCCCCACGGGCCUUACUGCUAAGCCAGCCAUUGGACACCACGCCGCUGUCCUGGCCCCCCACGCCCUGGCUUCCCCCCACCCUGCUGGUGUCCCCGCCGCUCCCCAGUUACCUGCUGUGCCUGGAGCCCGGCAUCGCCCCACACCCGCUGCCCGGCUCCUUUCUCCACCUGACCAACCACGGGGCCCUCCCAAGCUGCCCGGGACAGUGCCAGCUACUGAUGAUCCCCGUGCCAGGGGAACCCUCCGGGCUCUCUGGCCUGGCCGAGCCAUGCUCCACGCUGAUUCUUGAGCCCUGUGGUCCCGCGGACCCCUUGCUCCUGCAGCCCCAGGCCCCAGGGGCCUCCGGCUCGGCCAUGGAACACCAGUUACAGCGGGAAGCUGCUGAGGCCUUGGUGGGCCUGUGGGACUCCUCCCAGCCCCCUGAGAGCCCCCCAUCUCCUGCUGGUCCCCCCAGCCCUGCCGGGGCAUCCCUGCACCCCCCUGGCAGCCCCUCAGGCCCGGCUGCCGCAAGGAAAGGCGAGGAAGCUCGGGCGGCAGGGGACUCUCUCAGGCUCAGCUCGCCCCCCUUGGUGACCUUCCACAUCGGCCACAUGGGAUCCCUCUCCCUGCUGGGCUGCAAGCUUCUCCCACACCCCCACCGCAGGAUGCGGACUCAGCACAUCGAGGGGCUUCUGGGCCCCUUUUAGACGCUUCUCCCCAAUAAAGGCUGAGAGAC
This is a messenger RNA of Sarcophilus harrisii (Tasmanian devil), 2024 nucleotides long. RefSeq names its product DMRT like family C2 (gene DMRTC2). NCBI's taxonomy places the organism in Eukaryota, Metazoa, Chordata, Mammalia, Dasyuromorphia, Dasyuridae. Gene Ontology annotation, cellular component: nucleus. Gene Ontology annotation, molecular function: RNA polymerase II cis-regulatory region sequence-specific DNA binding; DNA-binding transcription factor activity, RNA polymerase II-specific. Gene Ontology annotation, biological process: germ cell development; sex differentiation; regulation of transcription by RNA polymerase II. The record is from RefSeq and is a predicted model, not a curated record.